Glossina fuscipes is the source of this 3662-nucleotide messenger RNA. It is a transcript of the gene tj, whose product is annotated as transcription factor MafB. The transcript has a single exon. Gene Ontology annotation, biological process: regulation of transcription by RNA polymerase II. NCBI's taxonomy places the organism in Eukaryota, Metazoa, Arthropoda, Insecta, Diptera, Glossinidae. Gene Ontology annotation, cellular component: nucleus. Gene Ontology annotation, molecular function: RNA polymerase II cis-regulatory region sequence-specific DNA binding; DNA-binding transcription factor activity, RNA polymerase II-specific. Bases 824 to 2158 code for a protein of 444 amino acids. The record is from RefSeq and is a predicted model, not a curated record.
AAAAAUAACACCAAAACAAAUCGAGGAAGGGUGGUGAUCCAUUGUUGUUUCUUGAGAACAUUAACCAAACGGAUGUUAACAAAUGCACGCAGGCAUUUAAAGGUUAGUAAAAGCGAAAGAACUCAUAUUGUAAAUAUGAUACACAUUGGUGUUAGUGGCACUGGUUGCAAAUAACAGUAGACUGCCAGACUAGCUAAGAAUUCCAAUGUGACCUAAAAGAAGGUGUGUGAAAGAAUAUGUGUUAUUAUGAGACGAAGGCGCAGACAACGAAGUGCAUGGCAAUUCACGACGAUGUGCGAAGUUUAGCUAUUCGACCAAUAUAUACCUGCAAAAAGUGCUUAACUCGGCCAUUCUGUGGCUGCCAGACGGACACGCUUUUUUCACUUUAGUCGUUGCCAUUUACUCUUUACAGCCGGUUACGAUAUUUGAAAAUGUUGUUUAAUGCGACCGAAACGAAUUAAAAAAAUUAGUUCUUAAAAAAGAAAUAUAACGCUAAGGGCUUACAAUUCGCGAUUUAUUAAGGGCAAAUUUGUGUAGAAAAUUAUUUAAAAAAAAAAUUUGUUAACGCAAAAAGAAGUGUUUUAGUAUAAAAUAAAAUUCAAUCAUAAAUGGUCUUAAUCCAUAAAACAUCGACGUUUUAUUUAGAAGUUCAAUUGUAAAAUAUUUCAAAAGAAUUUUGAAUGCUUUUAUCACGAUUCAUGUGGUGUUCACGUGUACAACAAGUAUAUCAGAAAAUAAAACGUUUUUUUAAGCAGCGAAUCGUGCUUAGAUCAUAUUUGGAGUUUAUAUUUUAAUCUCGACAAUCCACCUUUGCACAUAAUCAAUGAAAAUGGAAGACCCGAACCUCGCUGAUCAAUAUGUGCAGGAAUUUGUUCUCGACCACCUGGAAGAUGGAUCCUCCACCACAGUUGGAGUAAAACGUGAAGACCAUAGUCCACCGAGUGCAAAAAUUACGUGGACAACUGAACCGAAUGCCAUUGCACCCGAUGAAGAAGAACCUGCCGGUGAGCCUCUUAUCAAAAUGAGAACAUUUUCUGCGAGUUGGACACAUAUGGAUGAACGACGGUUACAACCGUUAUCUCCACCACCAGAAUUGUAUACACACGGUCCGAUGGCAGGCCAAGCAAUAUUGGUUAAUCCCUCAUUACCUGGGGGUGUACCUUCAACUCCUCCGGAAACACCUCCUGUUAUUGGAUCUCCCACGGAUAGCACUUGUGCUCAAAGCUAUGCGGGCAUGGUAGCAAGUCAUUAUUCUACACAUCCAAGAGCACCCACAGCUAGUGCCGGGCUUACACAGGAAAUGAUGUGGCUUCCCAAUUCUAUGCGCUCCGAUCCUCAGCCGUUAGAUUUGAGACCACUAACUGGGAGUAGCCAAGAAGAAGAAUGGGAACGUCAUCGGGAAUAUAUGCAAUCAGUUACAGCAGCAAAUCAUCACCACCAUCAUCAUCAUCAUGGGCACUUAAUACAGUCGCACCAUCAUCACCAUUUUCAAACUUUGGAGCAUUUAGCACCGAUUAAUAUGCACCAUGCGUCCUCCUACCACCAUAGCGGCAUCAUGCACAACACUACCAAUAAUGGAAACGCACACCACAUCAAUAACACAAAUUCAGAUGGUAAUAAUCACCAAAACAACCGACCCAUGUCCGUGAGUUCCACACGCUCUUCGAGCAAUUCUCCACGCACCAUAUCAGGACAGUACAGCAAUUCGAGCAAUAGUCUGGAGGACUGUAUUAAUGAUGAACUAUUGACUACUCUUACGGUAAGAGAGUUAAACAAACGCCUACACGGUUGCCCACGCGAAGAAGUUGUGCGUCUUAAACAGAAAAGAAGAACUCUAAAAAAUCGAGGCUAUGCACAGAAUUGCCGUUCUAAACGCUUGCAGCAACGCCAUGAGCUAGAAAAAACAAAUCGCCAACUAAAUCAAGAUCUCCACCGGCUAAAAGUUGAAUAUUCACGUGUCUGCCAGGAACGUGACCAGCUCAAGCAGCGUUUGCAAAUCCGUACCGGUAUCGGUUCUGUUUCCGGUAAUUCGUUAACCAGCAGCGGUAGUACGGGCAGCGGCGCUGGUGUUGGCACCAAUGCAAGCACGGCCAUAACUUUGAAUGGACAGCAGCAUCUUCAAAGUGAAACCCAUACUUCACCAGAAUUUUACCUCUGACGUCAAUUAGCAGUAGCCGGCGCAGGUCAUCAUGUAAUGGCCGCUGCAGCUGCUGCGGCGGCGAAUGCGAGUCAUCAUCCACACUCGCAUCAUCAUCAUCAUCAUCACCAUCUUCACCAUCAGUCAUCUUCGUCUCAUAGUUCUCAAUGGUCGUCCACACGCUAUCAUCAGCAUUUAGUGCAACAGCAGCAACAACAGCAAUCAGCCACAGUAAAUUAAGAGCUUUAGGAUUAUUAUGGGAUAUAUAUACAGAGGUAGACACAACAUUUCAGUUCACAAAUUUUUAUUUCCUGAACAUUUUGUAUUUAUUUUUAAGUUUAUUUUUUCUUUUAAAAUUUUUUCGAUUGAAAUAGCCUUGAUUUCGUAUGAAACAAGUUUUUGAAAAACGUACUUAAGAACACUUUUGCAUCAAAACUAAUAUCUAAAUGGAAAAUAAAACAUGAAAGCAAAAAGACGAAAAGAUCGGUAAUUGGGAAUCAGGCAAAAAGCUGUCAAGGCACAUGUCAAGGCGAGUGUUCGGAAUCGACUUUUUUGCUGGAAAAUGAGUUUCAGUAUAAAUAUACAUAUUUAUGUACACAUAUUUAUACAUAUACAUACAUCUUAGAAAAGUUUGGUUCGCCCAAUAUUUGACACACAAAUAGUAGGAAUCCAACGAUUCUUUGUUAACUUUUCUCACUCAAGAAAUAGUUAUACAGAUGAAGUGCUUUAGUAAAACUGCACAAAAUGUUCAUUUGCCAUGCGAAGAUUUCUCGAAAAAUCGCAAGUUCCUUUGGCCCUUUUUUUUUGUAACAAAAGUAAUACCUUCAACGCAAACGAAAUAUUCAAAUUAACAAAUAGUCAGAAAAUAGUUUAAUAGGUAAGCAUCAGCAAAAAUGUAUGUUUUUUACAUAUUCCUACUAGGCAGCCUCACGUGCUAGAGAAUUCGUGCAACUCGUAUAUAGGCCUGAAACAAGAAUGGUGUUGCCUUCACUGGGGAAAUAGUUUCUUGUCCACUCAGGGACCUUAUCCCUGGGAAGCGCACUAGGUUGAGAUGCACCAUGCAUGAAUUUUUGAACCCAGCUAUAAUAUAGAUCCGUUUAAGCGUAUCACCUUUUGGCCUUCUUCUUCCUUCAGGUGAAUUCCAGAUUGUUCAAAAUCGGAUAGAAACAAUUUUGCAACAUGAUAAUCUAUUUCGGCGAUAGGUACAAGGUCGCCUAUUUCCACAACACGACUCACACAAAUUUCUUGUUCCCCCGCUAUUUUAUGAGUAUUUGUUAAAUUUUUUGUCUUCCAUAACACUCCACAUCAGCCAGAGUUUGUAAGUCAUUUCCCGUUUUUGCUUGAAUUUUCCCUAACACAUUCACGAUCUAUGCAGUCAAGUACAUAAAUCUAUGUAAGCAAACAAAAAAAAUAUAUCUAUGUAUAAGAAGACAUCAACUUGCAGAUUUCCCCAUAUAUCAAUUGACUAUAAAUUCUCAUACCAUAAGUAUCCCCGAUCCUAAAUUCCCAGACUUUAAACAUCCCA